AAAAUUUUGCCUCUCUUUCUCUCUCCGUCUCUGGUCCUUAUUCUCUCCUCAACUUUGCUACUGAAUCUGCCAUGAGUUCUUUGCUUUCAAACUUGCCGCAACCUAAACAGAAUUGAAGACAGAACCAUGAGUCGGACAAUGGAGGAGUAUCAAUCUAAUGAGAGUGAAGAGAACAAAGGAGGUUGGAUUUGGAGUAAGGCAGUAAGUGUUGGGAAGAAGGUUCUAACAGCUGGUGUUGUAGUGUCUUCAGCUCCACUUCUUGUUCCUUCACUUGUUGUUGCCUCUACCAUAGCCUUCCUCUCCUCUGUUCCUUUUUGUCUCUUCUUGGCUAACUAUGCUUGUACUCAAAAGGUCAUGAGUAGUCUUCUUCCUCCUGAUACUGAAGAAACGAGUGGAGUUGACAAAGAUGAUGAAUCUGGAUUUGAUGAGUACAGCAAGAUUGGUCACCGUGAAGAUGCGGCCGGAGUUGGUGAGGCUGCACUUUUCAGGGAUUCGGAUGAACCGGUUCCCAUUGGGGUUGAGGAAGAUAAGGAUAUGGCGAAAGAGUCAACGAGCUUGCUAGAGAAAAUUAGGGAUGAGGGUAGAAAUGAUAGAGAAACCUCUGAGAAGAAAGACUUACAAGAUGAUAAAAAGUCCGGAAAUGACAAGUCGUCAGAGGAGGUUCAAGAUCAGCCUGAAAAGCCGGAAGAGCCUGAAACUGGACGUGAAGGUGAACUUGGGAGCACUAAAACUGAAACUUCUACUGGCAAGGAUGAUGAGGAAACAUCUUCGAAUGAGCCGAUAGACCAAGCUAGUGGGGCACAUGGAACCGGGGACGAGAAACGAAAAAACACAACUAAGAAAAAGAAGAAAACCGGGCGUGCAGGUAACCGGUUUCUAAUAUGUCAUGUUCUGGAAUGUUUAAUUUAGAGGGAAGACUCUGUUCGUUCAUUGCUAAUAUUGUGUUGUGCCAUUAGCUAGACAUGGUUUAGAAUAGUCCAAGUAAUCCAAGUAUGUAUGGUUUUGGAUUUGCAGGUGUAUAGUGAAGAUCAGAUAUGGGAGAAGAUGGAGGCAUUGAGGAAGGUAGUAGGAUACAGUGUUGCAAGGAGUGCCACAUAUGCAGAGGAGCUUCAAGCUCUCUAUGUCUUCACUGGCGUGGUGGAACCUAGUCGCUCAAGUUUAAACCAGUUGGACACUCAUGAUAUUGCAUAUGUUAGUCUUAGACUUCGCUUCCUCAUGUCUGCUAUCGGAAUAAUCUAGUUUGAUGGUGUGUUUGUGUAGUAGGUUCAUGACUCAAAAGUCUUAAACAAGUGUUGUGUACUAAACCUCAACUUUGUAUGUACUUUUAUUGCGACUUUUGGUUCUGAUCAGUUUUAUUUGUUUUGAAUGUUUUCUAAUAUCCA
This is a messenger RNA of Capsella rubella, 1382 nucleotides long. RefSeq lists its product as uncharacterized. The record is from RefSeq and is a predicted model, not a curated record. The transcript is spliced from 5 exons. NCBI's taxonomy places the organism in Eukaryota, Viridiplantae, Streptophyta, Magnoliopsida, Brassicales, Brassicaceae.